GGAACGGGAGUGGCGCCGGCCGUAACGGCGCGCGCGCGGCGUCGUCCGUCGACACGUCUUUCGUAUGCGAGUCGACGUCGGCGGAUUCGGCCAUGAGUCGGGAAGUGGAGAGUCGUCCCGGUGCCCGCCGGCCCACCCGUCUCUUCCGGACCCUGCUAUGGGCGACCCUGACGGCGGUCGUCGCCCCUUCUCCCGUCGACGACGUGGACGACUACCAGACCGUGGUAGAAAACUGGGCUUUAAAGUUCGGAAGCGACAUUUUCGACGGCAGCGCCAAAGCCGUCUCCCUGAGGAAGCUGAGAGAGCAAUUUACCGGCAUGAACCCAAAAGUGAGUCCGAUCGUCACCGACGAGAUGUUUAAGGAGAUGAGGACCAGCAUCCAGAACAUGCUAAACUGGAAACUCCGCAUCGUCGAAAAAGCGGCCGACGCAGCGGAAGCCGAAGCUCUCAAGCACGACCCGGAUAAACCCGUAAAAUUCAAAUAUUACAACGCCAAGAAGAUAAGAGAUCCGAGAGAAAAGAUCUCUAAAGAAGAGGAGGAGGAAGAGGAGGAGGAGGAAGAGGACGACGACGAAGAAAGCGAAGAAAAAUACCAGUUUUUGGAACUGGAAAGAAAAAGGACUUUCGACUGGCCCAUUAACUUGACGUAUAGUAGUAUUCACGUUCCCACCAACGUCUACCAUAAAGCUCCCGCCAUUGUGGACGGAAUCAAAUGGUCAGACGCCAUCACUAGCACUUUCAAGAACAACCUGGCGGUGGAUCCUUUCCUCUCUUGGCAAUAUUUCGGAAGCAGCACCGGAUUCCUCCGUAUAUAUCCCGCCAUGCAGUGGCGAAACGGAGAGAAGACCGAUAUGUACGACUGCCGCAUGAGACGCUGGUUUAUCCAAGCGGCCGCCUCUCCCAAAGACGUCGUGGUGUUGCUGGACGGAAGCGGGUCCAUGUUGGGUUUGAGAAAAGAAAUCGCCCGCAACGUGGUCCUGACCAUCCUCGACACCUUGACCGAAAACGACUAUUUCACCGUAAUUAGGUUUUCUGACGUCAUUCAAUACAUGGUUCCCUGCACCGAGGACACCCUGGUCCAGGCAACCGACUUCAACAUCCGGGAAUUCAAAGAACAUCUGAAGAACCCGGAAACGGUUAACAUCGCUAAUUUCAGUCUGGCUCUCAUCACUGCUUUCGAAUUGCUGCAGAAGUAUAACAGGAGCGGAGAAGGGAGUCAGUGUAACCAGGCCAUCAUGCUGAUCACCGACGGAGCUCCGUACACUUACAAGGAGAUCUUCGAGAGAUACAACCAUCCCAACAUUCCCGUUCGUGUCUUCACCUAUCUCAUCGGUCGAGAAGUCACCGACAUUCGGGAAGUCAACUUCAUGGCCUGCGACAAUCGAGGCUACUACACUCACGUGACGACUCUAGCGGAAGUCAGAGAACAAGUUCAGAAAUACAUUCCAGUCAUGAGCCGCCCGAUAGUGCUGUCCGGCGUCAGAACCACCAUCUGGACUUCCGUCUACGCCGAUAUCUCGGUGAGUCUACCUUUAUCUAUCGUACUUUAGUGAAUAUUGUUCCGUCGAUUCACUACGUCGAUAGACGUCGUCUGGUGUCACCGUCGACGAUGACACCAGACUAAGAACGGUCGGAGCUAUUAAAGGAUGAACGGAAACUGCCGUCGCUGCGCUUGCUUUGUUUCUGCUAGAAAUUAAUUAUUGUGAUGUAAUAAACAAAAAACAUUCGAGGGAGAUAAGUCGGACGAUAUCACAACGUGAGUUCGAACUUCGUUUCGCGCCACAUGAUCCCUAUGACCGUCACUAUAAAAUUUCUUACGGAUAUUUGCAUUAUUCUGUUAUUUUUGUUUCUAGUGUCUGUCGCUCAUUUAAAGCUUCUUUCCAUAAACGUAGUCGCCGUUAACCGUCCCGUAUUUAUUGGAAAAGUAUAUUUAUUCGCGUCGCCAAUAGCUGUCGUACUAAAAUAAAUUAUACAGGCCUACUAUUAAUUAAAUACGCGCGAGCCCAGUGCCGUAACUAGGCAGGUGCAACAGGUGCACCCGCACAGGGUCCACUUGAAAGAUGGGCCUAAAAUGCAUGUAUUUGUUUUAUUACUUUCCCAAACCUAAUUAAUCUAGGGGCCUAAAUGCAAAUUCCUGCACAGGGCACAGGAAUGGCUAGUUACG
Centruroides sculpturatus (bark scorpion) is the source of this 2164-nucleotide messenger RNA. Its product is annotated as voltage-dependent calcium channel subunit alpha-2/delta-4-like. Gene Ontology annotation, cellular component: voltage-gated calcium channel complex. The record is from RefSeq and is a predicted model, not a curated record. Gene Ontology annotation, molecular function: voltage-gated calcium channel activity. Bases 93 to 1550 code for a protein of 485 amino acids. The transcript has 14 exons. NCBI's taxonomy places the organism in Eukaryota, Metazoa, Arthropoda, Arachnida, Scorpiones, Buthidae.